Messenger RNA from Zerene cesonia (dogface butterfly), 1893 nucleotides. RefSeq lists its product as uncharacterized. Gene Ontology annotation, molecular function: lipid binding. The record is from RefSeq and is a predicted model, not a curated record. Lineage: Eukaryota; Metazoa; Arthropoda; Insecta; Lepidoptera; Pieridae. The coding region runs from base 101 to 1477 and encodes 458 amino acids. The transcript has 3 exons.
GAUUUGACGAUCCAGCGAAAUAGUUGACAACUGAUAAACUGUGACCCGCGUAGUCCGGGUGUUCAUUCAUUGCAGGAAGCGUUCCUCUAAAUUUGUUAAAAUGUGGUUAAAAUUUGUGAUUCUGUGCUUCGUGUUUACUUUUGGAAGCAGUGAAGAUGCUUCUCACAUCGAGACGACAACAGUGUCCCAACUUGCGGAGGGUGAAGAGAAAAUAAGCGAAUACAUACUGCAAGUAUUGGAGCAUUUCAAAAAACCAAAUCCAGUUGGUCUACCUGGAGCAAAAAUACCAGAACCCUACUAUGUGCCAGACAUGAAACAAUCUAUUUCACUUGGAACAAUGUAUUUCAAGAACACUGCAGUCUAUGGUAUUAGCAAAUUUCGCAUUUUACAUGUAGACGCUGAAAUGGGUGCUAUGGAAGUUCAUGCAGCGAUUGCAAUAGACAAACUUCAAGCACGCGGUAAUUACACUAUGGCAACAUGGUUAAGCAAAGUGCAAGGUCCAUUCACGGUAGACGUAACUGGAAUAAAAAUAACAGCUAAAGCAAAUCUUGGAGUAGAAAGAGAUGGGAAAAUAAGAGCCCAAGACAUCGUUAUCGAUAUUGGUUUCACUAAUAUUGCCAUGGACUUCCAAAAUGCUGGUUUCUUGGGUGGAAUGUUGCAGGGUGUUGUGAACUCAAUGGGAACAUUCCUGUUUGAUUCCAUUAAACCAUACAUUCUAAAAGAGGCAUACACGAAAGCAAGAGAGGAGAUAAAUAAGAAACUCGAUGAAGUAGCGGGUGACAUGCAAUUCCCGAAUUCCAUAUCUCCCUUAGAUAUGGUUAUAGCUGACGCAAGGAAAAAGGUUAGAGAUAUGCAAAUGGACCCCUACAAAAUACAAGAUUAUAACACUACGGUCAGCAUUUUCACAGUGACUCUAUCUAAUACGUGGGUCACGGGAAUAUCAUCAUUCCACAGAGUCGGUAAUAUCACUUUAAUGAUGGAAAAAAAUACUGUUAUAGCUGAUUUUGAAAUUGGUACGCAAAAAUUAGAAGGCACAACUCAUUGGGAUAUUUCAGCUAUAGGCGGUUUAAUGUCAAGAGCUGGUAGUGCGUCAUUUUCAGUGGAAUAUAUAAGUGGCAGAAUCAUUCUAGCACAGCCUCUAGACACGAGAGAAAAACCGAUAUUUAGGGAUUUAGAUCUUGAAGUUGGUAAUAUCCAAGUACGUUUCGACGGAGCGGGAACUAUAGACUACGUUGUAGAGUUAGCAGUAAAUGUCCUACCUAAUUUACUUCGUUACCAAAUCAUGGAUGCCUUAGAAACGCCUAUAAAGGAAAAGGUUCAGCAAGAACUGAACAAAAUCAAUGUUGAAGAAAUGAUAAAGCAAGAAUUACCAAAGGUUGACCAAAUGCAGGAAGGGGGUGGUCUCAAAUUAUCAACUCUUAUAGCCUCAGAAAGUAAAGAAGAACCAUAUGACGAAGAUGAAUUUUUUAACUUCUAGAUGUAUCAAUAAAUUGACGCAAUCAGUUUUCAUUUCAUACAUGGUUAAACUGUAACCCAAAAAAGCUUUUGCGCAUUAUUGGUUAUAUAUUAAACAUAUUAUAUCAACUAUUACAUUCUUAAAAAAAAGUAUUUAAAAGUUGAAAUUUAUAGCAUUUUAAGAGUCAACAUUAUUUUCUUUUUGUUUUUUUCUUGACUCUUGUACAGCGAAUUUUUAAUAAAAUUGUGAAAUCAUUGUUCAAAAAAUGCAAAUGAAUAAAAAAGAAUUCAAAUUAAUAAAAAAUUAUGAAUUAGGUACGUACUAGUCAGGUACAGUUUAAGAGACAGAAAUCGUUAAUGAAAAUUUAGGUUUUUACUGUACAUUUACUCUUAGUAUAGAUUGAUAUACAACAAACAUUAUAUAAAAAUCGUAAUAUU